UCAUCCUCGUAUAGAACAGAGAAAGUGUAUUCGUGGAAACGAACUGCCGCUAGCAUUUGUAGAUUACCGACACAUCGGGUAGGUAAGGGUCCGAGCUGCACUUGGCAGGCAUUGCGUUGCGUUGCAGCUACGGACGGAAGAUCACCGUCUUUAUAUCAUUCAAUCUCCAGUCCGGCAUCCCACCCGCCUUACCCCAAUCUUCCUACACAACUCUCCAUGUCGUCUACAGGAGGAGGCUGGGCGCAACUGCGCCAACAAGCUCGCGCUCUCGAAACUCAGACAGAGACACUCUUCCAUACAUAUUCACAAUACGCCUCCACUCCCAACAUACCCACAAAACCCUCCGAAGAAGAGCUCCGAACAGAAUCACAACUCCAAGAUGUCCUCGCAAAGCGAGACACACUUGUCAGCCAACUCUCCCGCCUCCUCGACUCCGAAUCCACACAUUCCUCCUCCGCCGUAAAACAAAACAACCUCGCGCGUCACCGCGAAAUCCUCUCAGACCACCGCCGCGAGCUUUCCCGGCUAAAGUCCACAAUAACAGACGCCCGCAACAAAGCCAACCUACUAUCCAACGUGCGCUCCGAUAUCGAUGCCUACCGUUCCGCCAAUCCAGCUGCAGAGGCGGAGUAUUACCUUGAUGAGCGCAGCCGCAUCGAUAAUUCGCACAACAUGGCCGACAGUGUGCUGAGCCAGGCCUAUGCUGUCAACGAUAAUUUUAGGGUGCAGAGGGAGACGCUGGCGAAUGUGCAGCGCCGCAUUACCGGGGCGGCGAGUCAAGUCCCGGGGAUCAAUAGUCUGAUAGGCAGGAUCGGAGCGAAGAAGAGGAGGGAUGGGAUUAUAUUGGGGGGUUUUAUCGCCUUCUGCUUCCUGAUGUUGCUUUGGUUCAGAUGA
Periconia digitata is the source of this 894-nucleotide messenger RNA. The record is from the annotation of a GenBank genome assembly. NCBI's taxonomy places the organism in Eukaryota, Fungi, Ascomycota, Dothideomycetes, Pleosporales, Periconiaceae.